CAUACAAUUUGGAAUAUAAAUAUACACAACCAUCUUCGUCAGACGAAUUGUUUUCCUCCCAUCAUCACUAGUCACGACCAAACACAAAAAGGAAGAAAGAGAGGCACACACACGGCAGUGGCAGAACCGUAAAUAGAAGAUGUCGAAAGAUUGUGGUAACCACGGUGGCGGCAAAGAAGCAGCUGUCCGGCGAAUCUGCGCCGCCGUAAUCGCCUUUAUCAUCAUAGUUCUAGUCACCAUCUUCCUAGUUUGGGUCAUACUCAGGCCCACUAAGCCAAGAUUCGUCCUCCAAGACGCCACCGUCUUCGCCUUCAACCUCUCGCAACCAAAUCUCCUCACCACAAACUUUCAAGUCACAUUCGCAUCUCGUAACCCUAACUCCAAGAUCGGAAUCUACUACGACCGUCUCCACGUCUACGCUACUUACCGGAACCAGCAGAUAACUCUCCGGACAGCUAUUCCUCCGACGUAUCAAGGCCACAAAGAAGAUAACGUCUGGUCUCCGUUUGUUUACGGAACCGCUGUUCCGAUCGCUCCGUACAACUCCGUCGCGUUGGGAGAUGAGCAAGGUCGUGGGUUCGUAGGGUUGAUGAUACGAGCCGAUGGGCGCGUGAGGUGGAAAGUAGGGACGUUGAUCACAGGGAAGUAUCAUCUACAUGUUCGGUGUCCGGCUUACAUCAAUCUUGGAAACAAAGCUGCUGGUGUUCUUGUCGGCGAUAGCGCCGUUAAGUAUACAUUGGUUACUAAAUGCAGUGUGAACGUUUAGAACUUUGACGGAGUUAAUUGUAAAUCUACUUACGUUGAAAUAAAAUGGAGGAUUGGGUCUGCU
Messenger RNA from Raphanus sativus (radish), 829 nucleotides. RefSeq names its product NDR1/HIN1-like protein 12. Gene Ontology annotation, biological process: defense response to other organism. The transcript has a single exon. Lineage: Eukaryota; Viridiplantae; Streptophyta; Magnoliopsida; Brassicales; Brassicaceae. The record is from RefSeq and is a predicted model, not a curated record. The coding region runs from base 140 to 766 and encodes 208 amino acids.